CUUUGUCCGAUCGUUACAACAAAACAUUUCAUCCAAAGUGUGGUUUAUUGUUCAUUUGCGGCCGAAAAAAUUUCUGGAAUGUAUAAGCUUUGUUCUCACAUUGUAUUCCGAAUUCUAGUACUGUUCUACCUCUUUUCCCCCGACUUGAUCUUUGAUGGGAGUGGCGAAGAUCGUUGCGUGGCUGAGUCUGAGCGGACCAGCAGACACUGAAAUUCAGACCGUCCUGCGCUCCGUCGGCCCCGGGUGACCAAGCCAGCGCCUUCCACUAUUAUUUCCCGUUAUUUUUCUGUUGGCGUUUUAGUGCACUGUUGUGUUUGGUUUUCUUUUAGUGUACCCAUCUCCUUUAGUUUCUUUUUCUUUGGACAUCGAACAUGUUGAGAAAUCUUCAUUAAAUUACUGAACAGAAGGAGUGUUUUUAAUUCAAGAAUGAAGGCUUCCAGUUUUUGUGCAAUUUUGCUGUGGUUCUGCUGGCAGUUCAACAGCCUAAUUGAAGGAACGUAUUUGAAUGCUGAUGUCGGCCUUGGAAAUGAAGAUCUACUGUCGGUGAUUCAGAAAGAAAUGUCUGUGUUUACGAGGCAUUUGGAUGAUAUAGCAAUGCAUGAGUACCAUAGGUUACACAGAACUUCAGAGAGACACAGGUCCAAGCGAUCAUUUGAUUACAGACAUGGCUUCAGUCCGAACACUGGUGUUGGUAACAGGGAAGAUUCUGAGGUCCUCAAUCUUGAGAUGCUGUCCAAUACAUCAGUGUCGUCAACCCAGAGUGUCAAGGAGUGGGGCUUCCUUCAGACCAACAACGCAAGUUUGUUAGCUGCCCUCGUUGGCCAGACGUUGACCAUCUUUAAGCUACAGCUGAAUCAAACGGAUGAAACGCUCUCUCAUGUAGUAACUUUGCAAGAUGUGUCAAAAUUUGAAAUCUUCAAUCGUCCUAUUUGGGAAUCAGGCCACAUCGUUGACACUGACUACUGCCUAACCGUCUUCAAUACCUAUGGCUACAUGAUACACUACAAGGUGUCUCAAUUCGGCAUAGAGUACCAAAACGUAGUGGACUUGAGGACUCUGACUGUCAUUGAUCUGCAGCAUUUUUCAGUUAAUGCAAACCUAUACCUGGGAGUGCUAACCCAAAAUGGCUACCUAAGACUCUAUAUAUGGAGCAGUAGAUUCGAUCAAUUCAUAACAUCUGAGGAGCUAUCAGUGCCUACACUCUGCUACAACAUGCAAGCUUUUCACAUUUACGGCCGGUACUACAUUCUGGUCUCCGUCGGGCUGGGAGAGUCGGUGCUCUUAAAGUAUCAGAGUCGUCACAGUGCCUUCAGAGAGUACCAACUUUUAUUUUCACAGGGUUCAAAGAGAGUGAAAUACUUCUCAGAGUCGUACGAACAUUACGUUGUGUUUAUUGAUGACCAGGGUCUGACAUCCACUUUCUUCCAGUGGAAUGGGGUCGUAUUCCUUCAAAUGCAAGUCGUGGAUACAUUUGGAGCAAAUAGCUGGAACUCGAUCACAGUUCCAGGAGUAGAAGAUGGCACCCUCAUUAUUCUUGCAAGUAAUAGCUCCGCCCCUGAAGGGACGCACCCCUUCAUGACCUACAUGUACGAUACGGGAACCCUAGACUUUCAGUUCUGGAACCGGUCAUCUCUGUUGGCUGUUCUCAAUCCACCAGAAUACUACGAUGCCGUCAACAGCCUUUCAUUUUAUAUCGACUCAUCUGUGUAUCUGGCCGUUAGUGUGUCGAUGAAGUCCUCUGCCAAUGACCAGGGAAAUAUUUUUGAGAUCGCCUUCACUGAUGUUGUUGUGGCCGACCCUGUCGUUAUCGAGAACGUGGAACUGGAAGAGUUGAUGGCACAAAUAGAAAGCACUAUAACAACCAGGGAGGUUGAGUUAUUCCGGGCUAGGGAGGAAGUUGCAGACAGCGUGACGCUGGAUGGCGACCAAGAUGUCUUGAACAGCAAAAUAUUUCGGGACGCUAACAUCGACGAUGUCGACGCCAGUGAAAUUGAUGUUGAGGAAACCUUUCAUUUUCCGAGUGCAACCAACGAGAGUCUAGGUUAUCUUGUCAACCAGUCCAUUGCGCAGCAACAACAAGUGCAGGAAUGCCUGGAUUUUUUCGAUGGCAUUAUGAUGUUGAACACCACCCAGACCAUUAUUGGGUUGAAGACUAUCCAGAAUAUGACAAUAGAGGGCCCGCUAAACUCAACUUCCUUCACUUCGAGGCUGUUCAAUGAUGUGGACAUUGACCUACUAGAUGAGCAGGCAUUCAGAUUGGAUGUUCCUGACCAAGUCAUCAAUGGAGCUCUGACUUUCAGUGGGAAUUUAUCAUCGACGGCCAGCAUCGAUCUUGACGAUGGAUAUUUAGUGAAUGGCUUGGAUCUGUCUGAAGAUGUUGUCUUGACACAUGGAGAGCAAAGAAUCACAGGAUCGAAGAUAUUUCAACAAGAUACAACAUUUCUGAAAGACAUGGAUCUGGACUCUGGUGUUUCCCUGAAUGAGAUUGACCCAUCUGAGCAUUUAGUCACGUUGGAUGGCUCGCAUGUUAUCAAAGGUCAGCUGAAUUUCACUGACGUUGUUCAUAUUGAUGGUAGCAUUAUAACUGAUGGGUUGGUGGACGGAGUGGAUGUCAGCUUCAUGUGUGAAAAUGUCAUGACUAUAUCCACUAGUCAGACAAUCUCAGGCUCCCUUGUGUUCCAGCAAGCUCCGUUGUUCAAUACGGACGUAACAUACGAUGGUUUGUUGGGAAGAGUCAACAUUACACAUCUCAAUGAAGAAUCUGUGAAGAUCAAUGAAAAUACAGUGAUCACAGGGGAGAAGACAUUUGCAGAGGAUGUUUCAGUGGCUGGUGAUGUCACUCUUGGCACCACAGUCAACGAUGUGGAUCUACAACAGAAUGUUGUGCUGUUGAAUGCUAACGGUACCUUGGCUGGACCCAGGACCUUCACUGGACCAGUAACAGCAGCUGGUGAUGUAGAUCUUAAUGGAUUAGUGAAUAAAUUGAAUCUCACUCAGGAUGUUGUCACGCUCAAAGGUAACCACACCAUCACUGGAAAGAAGACUUUUGUUGACGGCAUAAAUGCAGAACAGUCCAUUAAUGUGACGGGGAAUGUUGAUACGGUCGACCUAUCGGCUUGGGCCAAUGAUGUGAUGAUGUUAUCAUCUGAUCAGACAAUUCAAGGUCCAGUGGUAUUCUUUGAUGAUGCAACGAUGGGAGCCAACCUUACAGUCGAUGGUCUCAUCAACGAUAUAGAUAUCCAGGCCUUGUAUAGGGAUACCUUCUUUAAUAUAUCCACUAUAGAGCAAUUGAUACUGGGGAGCAAAACCUUCACACAGCCAGUGACCGUCACAUCUGGGCAUAUCAUCUUCCAGGGCCUCAUCAACGGGCAUAACAUGACGGAAGACUUCCUCGACAAAUACUCCGAUCAGACUAUCACAGGAUCGAAGACCUUCGUUGAUGGCUUUUCUGCCAAUGCUGGUCUCAACGUGACUGGAUUAAUAGCCGGAAUUGACCUGAUGGCUCUGUACAUGAACUCACUACUUGAAUCAAGAGAGGCUCACCUUAGAGGUCAAAGGACAUUUUUAGGUGAUGUGACCAUCAUUGGUGCUGUGGAUGUUGCUGGCACAGUGGAUGGAAUUGACAUAGAUGCUGAUGUACUCACCGUCAAUGGGAAUCAAAUAGUCACCGGUAUUAAGAUGUUCCAAAGUCUUGUGGCCCACAAUGCAUCCGUUGAUGGGAAUGUGAAUGUACAGGCCUUAGUCAACGGACGGAAUUGGACAGAGUUUGUCGAGACAAGAGUGGAUCUGACAUCCGAUCAGGACAUAUACGUCAACCACAGCAUUACGGCCAGUAGUGUUACUGUUAAUGAUGUAGACAUCAUAGGGUUAGUCAACGGUGUUAAUCUAACAGCCCUGAUGCCUACCAUCAUGAGCAAGACCAAGGAGCAGACCAUCACGGGAGACAAAAUAUUCGCUGAGUUUAUUGUUCACGGUAACGUGACAUUGGGUGGAUACAUCAAUGGUGUAGAUUUAGACCAGUUUGUGUUAAGAGCUAUGCUCCUCAAAGGACCUCAGACAGUCACCGGGUCAAAGACAUUUGCAAAUCAAACAGCGCUUUUAGAGAGCUUGGAACUAACAGGACUUCUGGAUGGCGUGGACCUGGACUUCUUCAUGUCAGAUAUCAUAUAUCCUGACAAACUGACUAAAAUUCUUGGCACCAAGACCUUUUCAGAUGGAUUAUACGCCGAGCAAGAUGUGGUUGUGAUCGGUACAGUGGAUGGAAUUGACCUGAGCACAGAGGUCAUGACCCUGAAUACGGCUCAGAAUCUCACAGGUUCUUGGACUGUCACUAAGAACAUCAUGUCCACGGCACCAGAUACCAUAGUAACGGGUCUCAUCAAUGGCAUCAAUAUCGUUUAUCUCAACAACUCCAUUGUGAAGACAAUCGGUUCCCAGUUUAUCAGCUCACCACUGGUGUUUGUUGAAAAUCUGACUUCAAUGACGGACAUUACAGUCACUGGUCUUGUGGACGGAGUCGACAUCUCAGAACUGCGGCUCAAAGCGGUCAUGCUGUAUGAGCCCUUUGACCUCCGGGGGAACUUGACCUUUACUCAAGGUGUGACCUUUGAUGGUUAUAUGGAAGUGACUGGACUGAUAUAUGGGUUGAAUCUCUCUGGUUGGUACGAAGAUGUCGUCUUACUCCACACAAAUGAGGCUAUUUUAGGCAGCAAGACCUUCAUGAGUAACCUUACCAUUGUCGGUGAUUUCGCUGUUACCGGGGACAUUGAAGCAGAUACAGUCUUUGGAAGAAACUUUGAUGACUUUGUCUCCGAUGCUGUGAAUCUCACUGGGAAUGUUACAAUCACAGGAUCAAAAACUCUAGCAGGGACUCUGACUGCAGAAAGAACUGUGCUGGUAAUGCAAACUGUGGAUGGCAUUUAUAUUGAGGACAUAGUCACAAAGGAUGGAUAUCAGGUGAUAACAGGACUCAAGACGUUCACCCAAACGGUUACCUCCAAUAAUCAUAUCACAGUUACAGAGUUAGUGAAUGGAUUUGACAUCUCCGAUAUCUACGCUAGGAGCUUCAUGCUCGGUAUCUUCCAGAACAUCACGGCCAUCAAGGAGUUUGUUCAGGACCUCCAGACUGAUACCAUUAUCAUCCAUGGCUUAGUGGACGGGAUAGACUUAGAUCAGGAAGCAGUGACGCUGAACACCAGUCAGACCCUACAGGGUGCGAUCUUCUUCAAUUCCAUUACAACCAUGAAUGGUGAUCUGACAGUCACAGGUACAGUUGGUGGAGUUACCCUCUCGGACCUCAUGCAGGACCGAGCAACUCUCUCUGGGGACGAGGCUGUCCUCGGUCAACUGACGUUUCAGGGUCAUGUGACCUUCAGUCAGAAUGUGUCUGCCACCCUCUUUGAUGGGAUUUCAUUGUCGGGGUUGUGGAAACUGCAUAAGGAGCUGCGGGAUCGAGUCUGGAGCGAUAUUGGGAACUUGAUGCUGGUCGCAGAGGACCAGUGUAAAGCAAUAGAUAAGCUGCAGGAUUUAUAUGCUAAUGCUCUAGUCAUGUUGACUCACGUUUCUGAGAUACAAGAGAUUGGUUUCCGAGUUGAGAGCUUUGAAGCAUUUUUGUUGGACGGGGUUCAACAUCUGGCUCUAGCCAUCAACGCGGACAAUGUCCACAACCUGUGUGUGGAUAGCUACAUCUAUGUGUGGAAUAGCACGACCUAUACAUUCCAGGAAAAAGCUGCGUUCCCUUCAAACGGAGCAUAUCGCUGGCAUGCAUUUGUGAGUGGAGAGACGCAAUAUCUUGCUUUGGCCAAUGAGGGCAUCAAUCCGUGCUAUGGAGAAUCCAAUGUGACGAAUGGGAUCUUUUACUACGACGGCAGUCAGUUUGUAGAGCUACAGCAAUUGGAUGCCAUGGAGACCAGAGAGAUUGAUACAACGCAUAUCGGGACCAAGCUCUACCUCGUUCAGGCUAAUGCUAGAACCACCACUGAAUCCUACCUAUAUCUACAGGGAAACGACGGUCUCUUCCAUGGAGUACAAAACUUUACCCUUGGAGGAGCUACUUCCGUUGAGUUUGUUCACAUUGAGAAUGAUACGUUCCUUGUGUUUGCUGCAAUCGAUCCGGACCAAAGUCCCAUCUUUAUCUACAACCAUCAGAGCGGCCUGUUUGACCUUCAUCAGUAUGUACCCACCAGCUACGCAGCAUCAGUAGAGGUCUACAAUCACCAGGGCAACGUGGGAGUGAUAUUUGCCAACCACGCCCAGCGAUUAGCCAACAAUAAAAUAUCCUACAAUGUUCCAGUCACAGUGUACCACUGGUCAAAUUCGAGCGGAUCAUUCGUGCUUUUUGAGUCGAUAGAUUUCACUGGUGCAGUGGAUGUGGAUGCAUUCCAUGUGGGUCCAGACCUGUACCUUGUUAUUGUCAGUGAAUUCGAGCAGCUGGAACUAUUCAGACUUGAAGGUGUGGUGGGUUUUAGUCAUAUACUCUCCCUAGCUAGCUAUGGCGUCGUUUCUGUGGAGGUGUUUGAGAUGCCAGAUCUACCCCAAGUUGAGAAUCUUUUCUUUGCGGUGGCCGUUAAUCCACCCAGCGAGGACACGGUUUUCUCAAGAAUUCUCCAAGGAAAGCAGCUAGGGGAUAGUGUGAAGUAUAUUAGAGGACUGUGCAAGUUCGAUGCUGAAGAUUUAUUCCAUGGUGAUCCGAGCCUCUUAGAUGUUGAUUAAGACUUAGUACCGGAAGAGAUGCACAUGUACAGCAUGCACAGUAGCUACAUGUAUAUGGACAUUGGGAACGGUGAAAGUAGUGAUUCGAUGAAUAACUCAUGACGAAUGACGAUGGUAUUUUUCAUUGGAAGUGUAAGAUUCUGGAUGGAAGUGUAAAAAAAAUGUUUAGUUCAUCAAUGUAUCUUUUUAUCAAAUGGUGAUGCCAUGUCCAAGGCUUGUCUAUAUAGGUGCAAAAAAACAGGGUACAAUUUCAUAGAGCUGCUAAGUACAAGAAUUUGCUUAGCAUGAAAUGUUUGCCUUGAUAAAAACAGGAUUUCCCAACCUACAUUGUAAUUUCUACGUGAUUUUCAAGAUAAGCAUACAACGGCUGAAAACCAGUAACUAUAGGAAAUGCAACAAAAUGGAAAUUUGGUUGUAAUCCUGCUUUUAUCAUGGAAGAAAUUUCCAUGCUAAGCAGAUUUUCGUGCUUAGCAGCUCUAUGAAGUUGGGCCCUGGUCGACAUCAUGUCUCAAACUGCAUAUGGCGACAGCCUUCUUAAAAAUAUUAUCAGCUGGUAAAGUUGAAUAAGUACAAAAUGUAACUCCCACCCAGUGCCUAGUAGCCUCUGGUUUCUUUAUUGGUGUGAACAUAAGCCAGUCAGACAUCAUUAGUUUGGAAAGCUGAGUAAGGAACUUCUACCCAGUGCACUGCAGCCUUGGCGUGAGCUAAAUGGUACGGGCGAAUAUAGGAUUCCUUGUUCUGGGCUAGGAGGCCUUAAGCAAUCCUCUUUCCAACAGUCUACAGUUUGUCCAUGUGAUGCAUGCCUGGCUUAUGGUUACACCAUUACACAAUCUGGCACACUCGCAUCACCCUUAAUGUUGAAUAAGGAACUCCCAACCAGUACACAGUAGCCUUGUUUCUUUAUUGGUGUAACCGCUAGCCAGGCAGGCAGGGAGGCAUCAUGUAUACAAACUGCACAUUGCAACAGCCUUCUCAGUUCGGAAAGUCAAAUAAGUACUCCCACCCAGUGCACAGUAGCCUUGCUUUUAUUACCACAUGCGAGGCAGGCAUUAAGUAUUAUAUAAAGUCUUGUUACAUGUAGUUCAGAAAACUGAAUAAGGAACUCAUACCCAGUGCCCUUGGGAGGGGGAAUCUAUAAGUGGCCUAAGACAAUGCUCUUUACGAGAGUGUGCAGUUUUUGCUUGUGAUGCGUGCCUGGCUUGUGGUUACACCAAUGUAUAAGCUUGAGCACUCACAACACCCUUGUAUAAAACACUGUUACAU
Molecule: messenger RNA, 7974 nt
Organism: Asterias rubens (European starfish)
Lineage: Eukaryota; Metazoa; Echinodermata; Asteroidea; Forcipulatida; Asteriidae
Exons: 45
Coding region: 427-6711 (2094 amino acids)
Cellular component (GO): cell surface
Molecular function (GO): heparin binding
Source: RefSeq, a predicted model, not a curated record